AUGUCUUCUCGCUACUAUAGCCGCUACGAACCCUCUUAUUCAUACAAAUCACCACCGCCACCACCACCACCUCCCCAACCGGUAGAUCCUCCGGAGUGGUGGACCGAGACGUGGAAAAAGGCGUUUCGGAUACGGACAACCGUGUGGUCAUUUUUGUGUGGGGUCGAGUGGUUUAGACAUUUUGAGGCGACUCGCGCGGCGAUAUGGUCGGUUGAGUGGAAGAAGCAUUCUUUGUUUGUGUGGAAAUACACAGCGAUUACGGCGAUUUGGUUGUGGAAUGCUAGCUGCUUCACAGGAAGAUAUCUCGCACUAGUUUGGAAAGCUUUCGCCGCUGCGUCCGCAGCCACUCAGGCGGAGGAAAAGAAGAAGGAAAAAGGUAAAGAAAAAGAGAGGGUUACAAUCAUCGAAGACAAAAAGGAGACGUCCGCCAAGGAAGAGAAGAAAGAAGAGGUAAAAGCAGUAAAAGCAGAAAAGAAAGCAGAAGAUGCCGAAGUGAUCACCGUUCAUAGCGAUGGUCUCGGGGGUCGAGAGUACCAUGUCAACGACUUCUUAGUCGACGAUGGAUAUUACAUGGGCCACCCACAUUCACAUUCACAUUCUCAUUCCCAUUAUCCAGCCUUCACGAGAGAAGAUACGACGAAGUCCAGCCGCGCUUCUGGCAGUAUUGAUUCGAGAGAUACCGAGAGGACUAGAGAUAGGCGAAGCAGAUCGAGCAAGACAGAAUCGAGUCACAGCGAUAGGAGGAGGAGCGACAAGAGCGAUAAGAAGAAGCGAGAUGAGAAAAAAGAUGACAAGAAGAAAAGCAAAGACAAAGACAAGGACAAGAGCAAAUCUAGUACGAAAAAAAGUCGCUUGGUAUUGGUCUAG
Molecule: messenger RNA, 867 nt
Organism: Pseudomassariella vexata
Lineage: Eukaryota; Fungi; Ascomycota; Sordariomycetes; Amphisphaeriales; Pseudomassariaceae
Exons: 6
Coding region: 1-867 (288 amino acids)
Source: RefSeq, a predicted model, not a curated record